Prorocentrum cordatum is the source of this 1539-nucleotide messenger RNA. Lineage: Eukaryota; Dinophyceae; Prorocentrales; Prorocentraceae. The record is from the annotation of a GenBank genome assembly.
AUGCCGAGGAAGGCGCAACCUACCGAGGCUCAGCUUCGCGAGAGGCGCCCGGCCACCAUGGCCGAGCAGGUGGCCGGCACCGACACGACCUGGACAUACGCUGUGACGGGCACGACAGUACCGGACCACCUCAACAAGGCUCAGCGCAGCUGGGCAUGCAUGGUCGGCAGCACCAUGUUCUGGCUCAACAAGCUCGCCGACGAGUUUGGGCGCAUGAUGGUGACGCGCAGAUUCUGGCCCACCAACCUGCCGAAGUCGCUGAAGGUCGUGCCCCAGGCCUACUAUACUUGUUGGCAUCCCCCGAUCAGCGUCGACUACGGCUGCAAUGGAUAUGGUGCCUGGUGGGUCUGCUCGGGCUGUACCAUGCGAGUUGGUUACCUCGACAAGAAGCCAGACAAGACGAAGAAGGAGCCAGACGUGACAUGUCUGUGCAAGCGCAGGACUGCGGCGUGCUCGCUCUGUGGGCGGGGUUUCGCUCAACAGAAGGGCGCAGACCCAGAAUGGCGGGCUCUAGUGGCCGCUCCAGCGCCGCCGCCCGGCACUCGCGGGGUCACGCCCGCUGGAGUGCCACCGCCAUGGCCAGCCCAGGCCGAGUCGGGAGCCGCUCAGCACUACACCCGAGCGAGCGAGGCCGACCGGGCGGACUGGGUGAUGAGCGAGGCGGAGGGCGACCUGCGUCGCAAGAAGCAGCUCCAACGACAGGAGGUCGCAGCGGCAGCGGCAGCGUCAGGGCCAGCUACUCCUCGGGAGCCGCGCAGUCGGAAGCCAGAGAACGGCGAGGAUCUCUCAGAGGUGAUGCAGAUGUUGAGGGACAUGAGCGCCAAGCAGGAGGCACAGCAUAACGCGAUCAGCCAGCUGACGAAGGUGACAUCCGGCCAGAUGCACGCGAUGGCGCUGCUCCAGUCCCAGAUGCAGGCCCAGAGCCCGGUCAAGGAGCAGUCCUCGAUCAAGGAGCAGCAGUCGAAGUCACCGGGACAAUCGUCGCAGCAGCCAGGAUCGAAGCAGGAGAUGCAGCCAGGACACCAGACGUCGAUAGCUACGACCCCACAUCUUGCAACGCAGCAGGUUCCACCAGAGGCGUCCUUCCAGAUGAUCACGACCGCGCCGUUGGUUGCCGCCUACCCGAGCUACGCGGCAGCACCACCCUUGCAGGAGCCGCAGGGACAGGCGAAAGGUCACGGCAAGGGCCCGGACAACCCGACGGGCCUGAUGGACCAGAGGGGCAACCUGUUGUCUUCUACCACGAUCAGCAGUAUCGAUCUCCCAGGAUCGGCCUUGCCUUCACAACAGUUGGCAGCGGCAGCUCCGCAGAAGCGACCUUCUCACCUUUCGAGGCCCUCUGCCGAGCACGGAGAUCCCUGGAAGGAGUCGCCCGAGGAGAAGCAGGCGCGGGACCAGCGCCGGAAGGACGCGGAGGAGGCGGCCAAGCGCGACAAGGACCGUCUGGCGCGGGAUGGCUGGACGGCAGCGGGGUGGAAGUCGUGGGACGGCUGGAACAGCGGCGACCAGAGGUGGGACAAGGGCGGCCAGAAGCGGUAG